AUUUGGCACAUAAAUGUUAGGUUAUAUUUAUAAUUUUCAUAUGUUGAUGUAAAAAAUUCAAAACAGAAAGUCGGUAGGGCAUAAAAAUGGAUAUAACGACGUUAUUUAAAGCGUGCGUUAAAACGGUACGUACUACUAACAAAUCCUUAGGAAAUACCGAGCAGAAAUCGAACAUAUUAAAAGUUUCGAAAGAUGCGAACCUGUCCACAGCUAAGGACGUCGUAAAACAAAUAACGAAACUCAGGAAUUUUCUAACCGAAAACAAAGCAGCCUACUUGAACGUCCUCAAUUACCUCUCGACAAACAAAACGAUGAGCGAAUUGGACAGACAACAAGUCGAUACGAUGGCCGAGGAAGUAAUCAACGAAUGCAGAAAACUGAUAAACAGCUUCAAAAAGGAAACCAACGCCAUAACGAAGACUCCCCAAAGAGAAGAACACUAUCAAAACAUCACCGCGACGUUAGAAAAUUACCUGGAAAACGUCUCUAAAAUCUACACGGAAGCCAAAGCGGUCCGAGUGAAGCGAGUCAUCGACACCCACAAACUAUCCAAAUUAGAAACGAAUCCGGCCAACAGAAAACCGGAUCUCCACGGCAACGAUCCCCCGAACAAAGACCCGGAGCCUCGACCGUCCGUCGACUACGACCCGCAGCUAUCCAGCGAGGAAAUGCAGAUGUUCGAGGCCGAAAACGAGAUGCUCUACAACGAACUCAACAGCAUAUCUGACGAGGUCAGGCAGAUGGAGGGCAAAGUGGUGCACAUUGCGGAGCUGCAGGAAUUGUUCACCGAGAAGGUUCUACAGCAGCAGAUUGAUAUCGAACGGAUAGCCACGAACGUGGUGGGUUCGACGGAGAACGUGAAAGAGGCCAACGAGCAAAUCAGGCAGGCCAUACAGAGGAAUGCGGGUUUGAGGGUGUAUGUGUUGUUUUUUUUAUUGGUGAUGUCAUUUUCUUUGUUGUUUUUAGAUUGGUAUAACGAUUAGGUAUUGUGAUUUUUUUUUAGUAUUUAAGCGAUGUCUAUGGAUAAGUGCAAAUUUGUAUGCAAUUCUAUGAGUUGAACGAAGAAAGGUUAUUAUAUUAUUAAUAUCAUAGACCUUUUAACUACUUAAUAGGUCUAAACAGUU
Molecule: messenger RNA, 1124 nt
Organism: Phyllotreta striolata
Lineage: Eukaryota; Metazoa; Arthropoda; Insecta; Coleoptera; Chrysomelidae
Source: the annotation of a GenBank genome assembly